Molecule: messenger RNA, 1340 nt
Organism: Triticum aestivum (bread wheat)
Lineage: Eukaryota; Viridiplantae; Streptophyta; Magnoliopsida; Poales; Poaceae
Product: phytosulfokine receptor 2-like
Exons: 1
Coding region: 24-1142 (372 amino acids)
Molecular function (GO): protein binding
Source: RefSeq, a predicted model, not a curated record
GAGAGAUCACUCACUCCACCUGAAUGAAUCCCAUGGCCAAAUGUUGCCCGCUGCUCCUCCUCUUCCUCUUGUCGUUCCUCUCGCCCGAGGCGCGCGCGACAUCGUGCCACCCCGACGACCUCCACGCGCUAUGGGGCUUCACCGCGAACCUCAGCAGGGGGGGCGCCCUCCUUCGCGCCGCGUGGUCCGGCGCCGCAUGUUGUGGCUGGGAUGGCGUGGGCUGUGACGGUGCCACCGGCCGCGUCACAGCGCUGCGCCUCCCCGGACGUGGCCUCGUGGGGCCCAUCCCAGGAGCCUCCCUCGCAGGCCUCGCGCUGCUGGAGGAGCUCGACCUCGGCUACAACAGCUUGCGCAACAUCUCAGGGGUGAUCACCGUGCUGCGUGGGUGCCAGAACGUCACCACACUAAUUCUCACCAAGAAUUUUGACGGUGAGGAGUUACCGACCGAUGGUAUUAUUGGUGGGUUCAAGAGCCUCGUGGUGCUGGAUCUUGGUGAUUGUGCUCUUAGGGGCAGGGUUCCGGAAUGGUUGUCUCAAUGCAAGAAAAUGAAGGUGCUUGACCUGUCCCGCAACCAAUUGGUUGGCGCCAUUCCGUCGUGGAUUGGUAGGCUUGACCAUCUUUGCUACUUAGAUCUCUCCAACAAUACAUUAGUUGGCGAGGUACCCAAGAGUUCUAAGGGCCUCAACACCUCUGGGUGUUCAUCGGGCAUCAAUUUCAUGAAUAUGACAUUUUAUCUGAAGCGUAGCGGAAUAAGCAAACAUCGCCGACAACGUAAGCAUGCCCCAAAUGUCAUAGCUGGGACCAAUAACGUUGUCAGAUCUGGGAGCAACAAUGUUAUGGCCGGGAACGACAAUACUGUAAUAUUUGGGAAUGACAACGCCGUAUCCGGGAGCUAUCAGGUCGUAUAUGGGAAUAACCAUGUUGUAACUGGGGAUCAUCACGUCGUAUCCGGGAGCAACCAUGCCGCGUCUGGGAGCCACCAUGUCGUGAUUGGGAAACACAAUAUCGUAUCUGGGACCCACAAUGACGUAGGUGGGAGCAAAAAUAUCGUAUCCGGGAGUAAAAAUGUUGUAUCUGGGAGCCACAAUACCGUGUCCGGUAAGAACCAUUUUGUAACUGGGCACAACAAAGUCGUAACCUGAGGUUAAUGACUGUACACAUCAUGGUAUAAGUGCGCGUGUUGCCGCGUCCGUCCGUUCCAUGGUGUCAGAAGUACUAUCAUGCAUGAUCCCAAAAGAAUAAAUAAAGAUACUCAUAUAUUCAGGGCAAAACUGAUGUAUCAAGAGUUUUAAUACUAGCUGGUAUGACAUAUCCAAAUUAAACUUAUGUAUGUAUGUAUG